UGAGGUGGGCAAAAGAAGGGAAGACUGAAAAAAACAAAACAACAAAUAGAAAUGCGAUAAAAGUAGAGAAGGAGGCGAAAAGGGGCGACACACAACCAAAACGUUAAUGGAAGGAUUAUAAUCCACCGUUGGAGGGAUUUUUUUUGACGCUCCCCAUGCGGAGAUUUGAGCUCGGCUGAACCAUGCAGGGACUGCUGCUACUUCUGAGUUUGGCGUUGAGUUUUCACAGAGUGCGGACAGCGCGGUUUUCUCAGGAGCCUGCAGACCAGUCGGUGGUUUUGGGCCAGAGGGUGGUCCUUUCCUGCGUGGUCUUCAACUAUUCGGGCAUUGUGCAGUGGACCAAGGAUGGACUGGCCUUAGGCAUUGGAGAAGACCUCCGGGCCUGGCCGAGGUAUCGUGUGUUAAGGCUGGUGGAUGUUGGCCAGUAUAAUUUGGAGAUCUCGGCUGCUGAACUGUCAGAUGACUCUCUCUAUGAAUGCCAGGCCACUGAGGCUGCACUGCGCUCCCGACGGGCCAAACUCACCGUCCUUAUUCCUCCCGAUGACCCGAUGAUUGAGGGCUCCCCAGAGAUCCUCCUCACAGCAGGAGUCCCCUAUAACAUGAGCUGCGUGUCCCGUGGAGCCAAACCCGCCUCUGUCAUAGAGUGGCAGAAAGACGGGCUGCCGAUAGAAGGGGCUGUCAGCACCACGGAGGUGCUCGCAGACAGGAAACGUGUGACCACACGAAGCUACCUGCCCAUUCAACCAAUAGAUACAGAUACAGGGAAGAACUUCACCUGUGUGGCUACUAACCUAGCAGUGCCGAUGGGCAAACAUGCCACUAUCACCCUCAACGUACACCACCCACCAGUAGUGACGUUAUCCAUUGAGCCUCGCUCUGUACUGGAAGGAGAAAGAGUGACCUUCACCUGCCAAGCUACUGCCAACCCACCUAUUAUGGGUUACAAGUGGGCAAAGGGAGGUGUGGUCAUACAGGGGGCGAGAGAGAGUGUGUUCGUCACCAAGGCAGAUCACUCUUUCUUCACCGAGCCUGUGUCCUGCCAAGUGUUCAAUGCUGUGGGCAGCACAAACGUCAGUAUUCUAGUUGAUGUCCACUUUGGUCCUAUCCUGGUAGUCGAGCCUAAACCAGUAACGGUAGAUGUAGACUCAGACGUCACUCUAAACUGCAAGUGGGCAGGAAAUCCUCCUCUCACACUAACCUGGACAAAAAAGGGUUCAAGCAUGGUAUUGAGUAAUAAUAACCAGCUCUAUUUGAAGUCAGUAAGUCAGUCAGAUGCUGGUCAGUAUGUUUGUAAGGCUAUCGUGCCCAGGAUCGGAGUGGGCGAAACAGAGGUCACACUCACUGUCAACGGUCCUCCUAUCAUUUCCAGUGAACCGGUUCAGUAUGCUGUUCGAGGAGAGAGAGGGGAAGUCAAGUGUUAUAUUGCCAGCACCCCUCCGCCAGACAAGAUUGUGUGGGCAUGGAAGGAGAAUGUAUGGGAAAAGGAGAAGGGAACCCUAUCAGAACGGUACACGGUAGAACAGAGCAAGCUGACCUCACAGGGUGGAGCAGUGCUGUCCACCCUCACCAUCAACAACGUCAUGGAGUCCGACUUCCAGUCUACAUACAACUGCACUGCAUGGAAUUCAUUCGGACCUGGGACCAUGAUCAUCACACUGGAAGAGAUGGAGAUAGUGCCGGUUGGGAUCAUUGCUGGUGGCACUGUAGGCUGUUCAAUUCUUCUUCUCCUCUGUUUAUUGGCAUUAGUACUCUUCUUGUACAAACAACGCAAAGGAAGUCGUCGAGGGGUCACGCUUGGCAAGCCAGAUAUCAAGGUGGAGACCAUAAACAAAGAGACCCACAGCCUGGAGGAAGACUCGGGCAGUGUCUCCACGGCAACACGCAUGGUUAAGGCCAUGUAUUCUUUUUUGCCUUCUGUGACCCUCUCUCCCUCCUCCCAGCCUUUUAAAGAUGACAUUGACCUCAAACAGGAGCUGCGUAGUGACACACUGGACACACGCCAGGACUAUGAGCUCAAGGAUCCAACAAAUGGCUACUACAACGUGCGAGCUUCCACCCAUGAUGAGGGCCGUCCAGCCUCCCGAUCCAUGCACUACUCAGACUAUCGCACCUCCAGCCAGCCAGGGGGUGCUGCAACAGUCAGCAGCAGCUCAGGUCCGCCUGUAGCUACUGCAGGCCCGGGAACACCAAGCAGCUUGGCUCCAGGGUCACGAGCGGGUUGCUAUGACCCUCGCCCUCCCUCUAGACUCUCACACAACAGCUAUGCCCAAUUCAACACCUUCACCCGUGCUGGGCAGUCCCAGCAACCUCCACCCAGUUCUGGUCCACAGACUAGUGACUUCCCAGCUGACUGCAGCCUCCUGGACUCUACCCCUCAGCUAGGAUACGAAAAUUACGGCUACCCAUCGCACUAUCCGCCAUUUCGGAUGGGGUUUGCUCCGCCAAGCCUUGCCCCAUUAGAAAGUGGGCCAGCGUAUGAGAUGUACGGGGUGGGGCCGAGUGUCGGUGCAGGAGGCAGUGCUGGAACCCCAGAGACUGGACUCGGGAAAUACGGAAGUUCCACAAGGUUCUCCUACACCUCUCAGCAUUCGGAUUACUCCCACCGACACACACAGAGGAUGCAGACACACGUGUAAUGGAGAACCGGAGUGUUUUCUUAACAGGUUGUGCCAAUGUCGGCCAUAUAAGUACACACACUCAUGGUCACACUCACACAUAUACACAGAAUGGAAAUAAUGAUUAAACCAGAGAUAAAAAUGAUGGCUGAAUGAAAAAUGAAACGCUCAGAGUAAACAGAGAGCAAGAAAUAAGAAUGAGAUGCAAGACAGGAGGUGAGGAAAUUCUCUUUCUUCAUCUUUGUGUUUAUUUCCCAGCUCCAGGAGCUGAAAUCGAAGGCCACAAUCAAGUGAGACUUGUGUCAUGGAAAGAUCUAAGAUCUUUAUAAUGCUCAAUAAAUAGUGAAUGCCCAGAAUAAACAUGGUCAAGAAGGUACGGUAAUUCAUGAGAAAUGAAGGAUGUCUAUUGUAGGCUAGUAGUCUGUUUGACAAUGAUCUCUUAGAGAGAUGGUCAUACGAGAUGCAUGUAUGAAUUCUCUUGAAUGGCUUCUUCAGCUGCUCUCAAUGCAUGUGAAUCUCAUGAAAAUAUAACCAGGUCAUAUUUCACACCAAACCAAGAGACCAUUUGCAGUUUUAUUGGUACUGUGGCACCACCUACAAUAGCUGUGGUGGAUUGUAUAAAUAACACACGAAACACACCAUGUGCUAAACUUGUAUCACUUUUUACUUUAAUUUACUUACAAAAACUACUUUAUAAACAUCCCAACAUCACAAGCAAAAACUCGUCAGUCUUUUAAAAAUGUCUGGUAUCGGCUGUCUGAUGGCUAAUAGUUCCACUACCUCUGAAGCAGAUACUAAAAAGGUUCCUGGUUUGGUUAAGGUUUUAGUUCCAUGUGAAACUAGUUCAUAUGGUGGAAAAAUAACGAGAACACAAAAUAGUUCUAGAAACUAGUAAAAGUUCCUGCAAUUAAAAAAUGCCUAUUGUUACUGUUGUUGUAGUGGAUGGCAGGUUCCACAGGACUGAAGUAUCUCUGUCCAAUGGAAAUGGACCUAUUAAAAUGAGGCAUAAUCUGAAUUUUUAAAGCUUAAGUUACUGGGGAAAAACACAAGAUACAUCCAAAGGACAAAACUGUAAUGUCACUGCUGACACUAGAUUAAAAUUAGACAAGCUAUGACCUAUGUGGCAAGUUCUAUACCUUGAUAGCGAUUCAGAUCACUUGAAGUAACUGUUUGCCGGAAGGGACUAUUAUCUGCACUAUGAUGGUCUGUAAAGAAAAGAAGAGAGAGAGAGACAAGAGCAAGUACAGCGGUACGUGUUACUACAUAUGCCAUAAAUUGUUCAGCAAAUGUUACAUUAUUUACUAGAAAUCUUCACAAAUCUGGCAUUUGCUUCAACGAAUAAAUGAACUGACCCUUCGCUAAGACUCGCCUUAAAAGCCUUCUGACCAAUCAUAUUUUAGCAACUGCUGCCGUCCUGCAUUUCUCUGACAAACGUUUGCCUUUUUUCAAUGAGAGUCUACUGGAGUAAUGCUUGUUUGAGUAGUUUUAAGCAGAAUUUUAAUCCAAAUAUUAUCCAUUUCAUUUAUGAGAAUAUUUUGCCAAAAACCACGCUGUUCAUAGCAAUCUCCUAGGCUGCCUCCAAAAACUUAGGCAGCUGAAUUGCUGCCUAAUCAGUUAAAGGAAUGUUCCGGAUUCAAUACAAGUUGAGUUCAAUCGACAGCAUUUGUGGCACAAUAUUGAUUACCACAUAAAUUUAUUUUGGCUCGUCCCUCCGUCAAUCCUUGCAUUUUACCACGUGGCUUGUUGAGCAUGCACUGCAGAGACAUAGCGCAUGUGGAGGCUUCAUGCUAUUCUCCGCGGCAUCCACGCACAACUCACCACGUGCCCCACUGAGAGUGAGAACCACAUUAUAGCGACCACAAGGAGGUUACCCCAUGUGACUCUACCCUCCCUAGCAACCGGGCCAAUUUGGUUGCUUAAGAGACUUGGCUGGAAUCACUCAGCACGCCCUGGAUUCGAACUCACAACUCCAGGGGUGGUAGUCAGCGUCAAUACUCGCUGAGCUACCCAGGCCCCCAACCGACAGCAUUUUCUAAUUAAAAGGAACUCUUAAGGAAACUUCAGCAACAGUUAGAAAAGCACCUUGUUUUUAUCCUACCUCCAAAUACAGCCUCCUAAGGUGUCCAGGUGUUUUAAAAGUGAAGUGAAGAUUCUCAUUACUGUAACAAAAUAUAUUUUUGUUGUAUUUCAGUAUAAAAUACUGUAAUGAUAUUUAUUAACAUCGACCUAAAGGCAGCACAACUAAGGCCAUGUCCACACUAUUACGUUUUCGUUUGAGUACGCAUCUUUUUCUCUAUUUUGGCCUUCCGUCCACACCGAGAUGGCGUUUUUGACUGCAAAAUCAGAGCUUUUCAAAAAACGCUCUCUCAAGUCGAUAAAUUUAAAAACGGCAUCUUCAUGUUGUAGUGUGGAUGGGGAAGACGCCGGAGAUAACUGAAAACGAAGAUGUAUUUGUUGUCAUGUGAUCCAUGACGCUGUCAUGUGAUCCAUUCAACCUAAAACAAUAAAGAUGGCGACCCACAUUGUAGCGCCAUUAUUGGCCUGUUAUUAAGUUGUUGUUGAAGAUAAGUGUUACUUUGUACAACCUUCACAAUGCAUUCCUUCAAUUGGUGAUGCAAAGUUUACUCGGAAUUGCUGUCUGGUGACAAAACACGAGGACAAUUGCAUUUCAGCUCGUACAUGGAAUGGCAAUUUUUCACAUGCUCAGUAAGGGGAUUUAAGCAUUUUGUACGUUUUAGUUUGGACGAGCAACUUGUGGCAAAUGUUUUCGAAACGCUCUACAUCCAGACUGCUGUUUUCAAAUGGAUCCGGAUUAAUGUUAACGUAGCCUAAUACUACCAUGAUAUAUAAAUACUUGUACAUUUUAAAUAACAUUUUACAUUACAGUAAUGAGAAUGAUUUUUUUUUUUUUUUUACUUUUUUUAUGUGGCAUUACAGCAAUUACAAUAGAUAGAAGAUCUUAAAUAUCAUGAUGUCACAAAGCAAAAAAAAUAUAUAAAAAUAAAAAAUCGCAAUGUAAUGUGUUAUUUCUUCUUUUGUUUUCGGGGUGAAAUAUGACCUGGAUACUAAUACUAAUGUAUUAUAUACUAAUGAUCACAACGUCCUAAAAUAUUUGAGUUUUUAUUAUUUAUUCUGAAGUAAAGUUCUGAGUGUGACACAGGAAAUUAAGAGCACAUGAGCUGUGGAAGUUUUCUGAGAAUUUUUUUUUCUUUGCUUUGCCUGUAAAUCAGAAUCCACCUGGCUAUCCAGUUUGCAGAGCUACCUCGUUAAACAGGUUACUAGCCUUCCAGUGUAAAGGCUAACUCACAGUAUGAUAAUCCAUUAGCAGAAAAGCUGUUUCUGUGUAGUAAUGAUGUGUGGUGAAUCCAACCCAAUUUUAAAAAAGGCACUUUUGAGCAUUUGCAAUAAAACCCAUUGCCCUUUAAAUUUCACCAUGACAGAGAUUAGUUAAUGGAUGCCAUUCAACAGUUUUCAGACAUGGCAAGUAAAAACCAUUUAGUUCACUAUCAUACAAUUAGCUCAGAACAGUUAAAUUUAUAUAAAUAUAAAUAUACAUAUACAAAAAUGCCCCACACUUUUCCAUGAUGCUUUUGUAGUGGGGUCAUUGUUUGCACUGCAUUCCAUUAUUCUAGCUUGGAUUACCCUCAUAAUCGAUAUGUAAUCUCUCAUUUGCACACUAGGCUAGAGCAUUCUCUCAAUAUUUUGAAUAUUACAGAGAAAAAAUAUUUCUUCUUGUCAUUUCUCUUUGUUUCUGUAAGUGAUUAUGGACCAAAGGUUCAAUGUUAGAGUAUCAGUCUUUAUUUAGGUGAUAUUCACCUCAACGAACAAGAAAAUAUGCAGAUUUGUUUGUUUAUUGUUGUUUGCAAAUUUAUCCGGUCGUGAGUGACCAAAAGGUUUUUUGAAGGUUGGGAACAGCAGAGAAGGUCUUAAACUGCAUGGUCCAGCCUUAGGUAUCCAGACUUUCCCUUACUGAUCGAAGAUCAGGCUGCUAUCACUUUCAUCUUAAAGAUUAUAGAUGGGAGUGAUUUACAUCGUCUUGUUCCCCAAUGCUAGCGUAAAUAUGACUUUGAUAUGAAGUUUAUAAAUGCUUGAUAGGUUGGAGGUUCUUUAACUCACUUAUUCACACAAACACACACCUGAUAUUUGUGCCAAACACAGAUGCCUAACUUGAAGUAUUUCCCCCAAUUAAGAAAAAACUACCUUAUGGGGACCAGAAAUGGUCUUUGUAUGUGAACUGUCUUCAACAGAUUUUGAAGGAUGCCAUUUCAAAGCAAUGAUGAUCAUCAACAUGAUGAUUAGGAAAAAGAACUUGAGGGUGAAGACAAUCCUCAUUAGUUGUUCUCAGAACAGUGAGGUACUCUCUAUGACAAGUUUUCAACAACGAGCCCUGUAAAUACUUUCCCAUAUGUAAUUCCAACUUAAAGUAUUAUUUUACAUCAUCCAGUUUGAUGCACUCUUUAAAUGCAGUAUUGCUAUGUUUUCAAUCACGUGAAGAAGGAUGACAAACACCAUGGCGAUGGUACUUUCCGAAUGGGUAAAGUACGACAAGGAUGAUGAGUUGAGUGUAGCUUGGCUGGGAUUCAGUAUGAUGCCAAGAGCAUUCAGAAGGAUUCCAAAUACAUCUUGACACCUGCCCGAGCUGCCAAUCACUCAGCCUUGAUACUGAUGGUUUAUUACUUGUGUGAUGACCUGGGGAGAAUAUUGUGGGAGAUGUGGCUCAACCCACUGGACGGUAAUUGUAUUCCCCCUCCCCACCCCCAUCUAAGAACUUGAAGCUCCAUAAAGACGAGAAGAAGGAACUAUGAAGGAGUAAAUACAAUUUUAAAAAGAGUGGCCUUAGGAAACACGACUUUUAUAUUCCCUUACUUUAUAAACCGGCUAAAGGCCAGAGGAGUGUAUGUUGAGUUUCAAUGAAAGAUACAUGUGUUUUUGUGUGUGCGAUUGAGCAUGUAUGGGUGUGAGUGCAAAUGAUUGAGUUUAUGAAAACCUUUAUGUAAUUCGUUCAUUUACUUCUCUCACGUUCCUGCUCCAAUACUUUUCUUCUGCUGGUAGGAGUGUAUCCUGUAUAAUUGUGUCUUAGAAAAUAAAUGUUGAGCUUACUGUACUGUUCUUGGUAGCUGAAAAAAUGUUUGAAAGAUUUUUUUAUUUCCUUUUUGAUUUUUUCCAAUAUUUUUUUAAAAUGUUACGUAAUUAUUUUUUCACAGUAUAUCAGAAAUAAAAGCACUGUUUUUC
This is a messenger RNA of Myxocyprinus asiaticus (Chinese sucker), 7847 nucleotides long. Its product is annotated as kin of IRRE-like protein 1. Gene Ontology annotation, biological process: cell-cell adhesion. The transcript has 15 exons. The record is from RefSeq and is a predicted model, not a curated record. NCBI's taxonomy places the organism in Eukaryota, Metazoa, Chordata, Actinopteri, Cypriniformes, Catostomidae. Gene Ontology annotation, molecular function: cell adhesion molecule binding. The coding region runs from base 183 to 2636 and encodes 817 amino acids. Gene Ontology annotation, cellular component: cell-cell junction.